Pangasianodon hypophthalmus (striped catfish) is the source of this 2271-nucleotide messenger RNA. Its product is annotated as repetin. The transcript has 5 exons. The coding region runs from base 54 to 1307 and encodes 417 amino acids. NCBI's taxonomy places the organism in Eukaryota, Metazoa, Chordata, Actinopteri, Siluriformes, Pangasiidae. The record is from RefSeq and is a predicted model, not a curated record.
AAGAGGCUCAGUACCUGCACAAGAUAACUGACGAGACACAAGCAGACUGCAGUAUGAAGAUCCGUGUCGAGGUCCAGCUGUUGGCGAUGGUGGUUGCACUGUACCUGGCUUUAGGUAUGAGUGACGGCCUGGUGAUAGACAAGUGUGAACUGGGGGACGAAUUGAACUCGACCCUACCUGCAAACCUUUUGGACCAGAUCACCAACCUGGUGGCCAAGAUUGUGUGCCAUGUGGAGCUGAGCUCUCACUUCAACACCAGCACCAUCAAUCAUAUCACUGGACCCAACAUUCAAAGUUUCAUCCGUGGAGGUCAUGGAGGACGCAAGAGCAGGUCUGCAGAGUCAAGCAGUGAGGAGUCCAGUGAGGAAGACUCAUCCAAUGGUGCAGGACACCGAAAGAUAUCUGCAUCGGGGUCCAGCAGUGAUGAGUCCAGUGAGGAAGACAUCCAGGUGCCUAAACGUGGUUUCAAUUCUUCGAUGGUUAAUCCAGUCACUCAUCCUCAUGGUAACAACUCAUCCAGCGGAGGAGGUCAUGGAGGACGGAAGGGCAGGUCUGCAGAAUCCAGCAGUGAUGAGUCCAGUGAGGAAGACAUCCAGGUGCCUAAACGUGGUUUCAAUUCUUCGAUGGUUAAUCCAGUCACUCAUCCUCAUGGUAACAAGUCAUCCAGCGGAGGAGGUCAUGGAGGACGCAAGGGCAGGUCUGCAGAGUCCAGCAGUGAUGAGUCCAGUGAGGAAGACAUCCAGGUGCCUAAACGUGGUUUCAAUUCUUCAAUGGUUAAUCCAGUCACUCAUCCUCAUGGUAACAAGUCAUCCAGCGGAGGAGGUCAUGGAGGACGCAAGGGCAGGUCUGCAGAGUCCAGCAGUGAUGAGUCCAGUGAGGAAGACAUCCAGGUGCCUAAACGUGGUUUCAAUUCUUCGAUGGUUAAUCCAGUCACUCAUCCUCAUGGUAACAAGUCAUCCAGCGGAGGAGGUCAUGGAGGACGCAAGGGCAGGUCUGCAGAGUCCAGCAGUAAAGAGUCUGAAGAGAGAACCACGUGGACUUUGUACGGGUUGUUCCAGCUGCCCGGUCACAUUGCCUGCACCUCUGGGCUUGAACCCUCUCUCAACGUCUGCAGUAUGGCCUGUGACAAACUGAUCGAUGACAAUAUCAGAGAUGACAUCACCUGUGUUGAGACCAUCAUCAAAAAAAUGUUGUCAGAAGGAAGGAGUCAUGGUCCAAAUAAAGCAGUUUUCAGCAAAUUGUUAGCUUCUUUCUUCCAGAAGGAGUGCAAGAAUGUGGAGGACUUUGAGUACUUCUCCACUUGUUAAAACAGACUGCAGGCCAAGCAAACAUCUCGACUCAAUUCUACUCAAACAAUUUCACUUGUUAACUAAAUUUUAAAUUAAAAAACAAUUACAAUCACACAAUUUUGAUAGAUUAUGGCUACACUGAGUUAAUUAACCCUGGGUUAAAUUAGUGGUCACGUGAUCGCACUUCAACACACUGAAUGAGUCGGGAGCACACAGCCGUUUUAGCCUGUAGCAUGCCAUGAAUUUCUUUCUUUUCCUCCUCAUGUCUACUUCAUUAUCAAUUUAUUAUUCCUAACUGAUCAAUAUCUAUGAUUAUCACAGAAUUCCUGUUGUGUAUUUAGUCUGAAAACAGAGCUGCCUCUAAGGUAUUCCGUCAUAUCCGCUUGUGUGUUAUAAAAAAGAUCAAAAUUUUAUUAAAUUGGCCAAGAGGAAGGGAGAAAACUGUCAGAGUAAAAAUGUAUCUUAAUUGGCACGACGUCGCAACUCGUUUGCUAAUUGGCAAGAUGUCGGGACAGCAUUGUUUUUCAGCCAAGCUUCCGUGUAAUAUGUGAUUUAGGCUCCCUUAUUUAACAACAUAAUUUUCUAAUAAGAACAUACAUUAACUAAACUUUUAACCCAAAUCCAUUGACAUCUUCCCAAUUAGCAAACGAGUUGCACGUGUCGUCAUUGAGACGUCAUUUGAGACGUCAUUUCUGCGUGUGUGUGUGUGUGUGUGUGUGUGAAAGCGUGUUACCUGGGAUCUGGAUUAAGUGGGUUAAAUAGUCUAUUUGGCCACACAAGAACAGACACCAACACAGAUUUAUUUUUGCCAGCUGUGACAAGACAAAGAGAGAAAAGUUCUAAUAAAACCAGAUAAGUGUUAAGUUUCAAAAGAAUAUGCUGUUAAUUUUAUCCUUUUUUUCCCCCUGCCUUUUCAUGUUCAAUUUCUUCUCUCAUUUAAAAGCAUCAAAAAUGUUUUGUUUGAAUAAAAUCUGACAAGACA